Molecule: messenger RNA, 2159 nt
Organism: Cornus florida
Lineage: Eukaryota; Viridiplantae; Streptophyta; Magnoliopsida; Cornales; Cornaceae
Exons: 14
Coding region: 500-1930 (476 amino acids)
Biological process (GO): SNARE complex assembly
Cellular component (GO): endosome; lytic vacuole
Molecular function (GO): SNARE binding
Source: RefSeq, a predicted model, not a curated record
AAGCUACGCCCCCAUUUCCACCGUAUCGUUGCCUCAACCCCUCUGUGUCUGUCGCAAGGCUGUAUCGCCACCAUCCCUCCGCCACUGUUGCCUCCCCCACCUCUCUGUUUUCCACAACAACAUCUCAACCCUUGUUUCUCUCUCUCACCAUCACCAACCAAUUCCAAUAGACAUAGAAUAAUUAUUCUAUCAUCAACUUGUAUAUACAUAUAUGUAGAUCACUACAACCAUCGUUGCCACGAACAAUUCAACCCCAUUGUCAUAAUUUACAUUAAAAUUCAAUCAAUCAGCAUUUCAAUACACACGUUACGCAUGCGCAUGUGAACCCUAAGUCACUUUUACGCAUGCGCCUGUGAACCCUAAGUCACGUUUCUGAGUUUAGCGACACUACUAUUCCGUUCAUAUACCGUACUACCGUCGUGGAGUUUAGCGAUUAUCGAGAAUUGCCGGGUUUUGGAAUUUGGUUAUGUGGUUUCCUCUUUUGAGGAAGGGCUAGACGAUGACGAGAAAAACUAGUUGCUGUGCUAUUUGUGAGAACUCAAAUCUAGCGUCUAUUUGCACCGUUUGUGUCAAUUACAGAUUAAUUGAGUACAAUACUAAUUUGAAAGAAUUGAAGACUCGCCGGGAUUAUUUGUAUUCAAGAUUGAGUGAAGUGCUCGUAGCAAAGGGUAAGGUAGAUGAUCAACUCAGUUGGAGAGUGCUUCAAAAUGAAAAGCUUGCAAGAUUGAGGGAAAAGCUUCGUCUUAGUAAAGAAGAACUAGCACGAGGGAAGUCCAAGGUUGAAAAGAUGUCCUUGGAUUCAAAAGUUAAAUAUGAGUUGCUCGAAUCAGCCAUGAGUACGUUGGAAAGAAAUCGUAUGGAACAACUAGAAAAGUUCUAUCCUAAUCUUAUCUGCACUCAGAGCUUGGGGCAUAUGGCAAUUACCUCCGAACGUCUUCAUCAACAGUCAGUGGUUAUAAAACAGAUAUGCAAGUUGUUCCCACAACGUCGGGUGAUUAUAGAUGGGGAGAGAAAAGAUGGGUCUAGUGGCCAAUAUGAUCAAAUUUGCAAUGCACGCUUGCCAAGAGGACUUGAUCCCCAUUCAAUUCCUUCUGUUGAGCUUGCUGCCUCUUUGGGAUACAUGGUGCAACUUCUAAAUCUUGUUGUUCACAAUGUUGCUGCCCCUGCGCUUCAUAACUCAGGUUUUGCUGGUUCGUGCUCCCGAAUAUGGCAACGAGAUUCUUAUUGGGAUGCCUGUCCGUCUUCUAGAAGCAACGAAUAUCCUCUAUUUAUACCACGACAAAAUUAUUGCUCCACUGGUGGGGAAACUUCAUGGUCUGAUAGAAGCUCAAGUAAUUUUGGCGUUGCUUCAAUGGAAUCUGAGAGAAAGCCGCGGUUGGAUUCUUCUGGCUGUAACAGCUUCAAUUAUUCUUCUGCUUCGCCACAUUCUGUUGAAACACACAAGGAUCUGCAGAAAGGGAUUUCACUUCUCAAGAAAAGUGUGGCUUGCGUGACAGCCUAUUGCUAUAACUUGUUAUGUUUAGAUGUUCCUGCUGACACAUCUACUUUUGAAGCAUUUGCUAAGUUGUUGGCCACACUUUCUUCUUCUAAGGAAGUCCGAUCUGUUUUUUCCUUGAAAAUGGCUUGUUCAAGGCCGUCUAAGCAAGCUCAACAAAUGAAUAAAUCUGUAUGGGAUGUGAAUUCAGCUGUUUCAUCAAGCGCCUUAUUGGAGAGUGCACAUACACUACCUAUAAUGCGAAGUAUCAACAACCUUCCAAGUUCUGCUGUCAGUUUUCUGUAUGGCACUGAGUUGUCCGAUACUGGAAAGAACGAAAACCUUAUGGAAGGAUGGGACCUAGUGGAGCAUCCCACUUUUCCUCCUCCUCCAUCAGAAACCGAGGACGUUGAGCAUUGGACUCGAGCGAUGUUUAUUGAUGCAACAAAGAAAUGAUCUGGUGCUUCUGCUGGCUACUAAUUUUGUUUUAUAGGUUCAGGGAAGACGAUACUUGUUGAGAAAACACUGGAGGGAGGAAGGAAUCAACAUGUAAAUUUUUUGAGAGGGCUGACCUCUAUGCAUGUAAAUAAUGAUUAUUCUAUUACAUGUAAAUUUUUUGAGAGGACUGACCUCUGUACAUGUAAAUAAUGAUUAUUCUAAGUGUGUACAGACAAUUAUUGCAGAA